Messenger RNA from Coccomyxa subellipsoidea C-169, 1650 nucleotides. RefSeq lists its product as hypothetical. Bases 1 to 1650 code for a protein of 549 amino acids. Gene Ontology annotation, cellular component: Golgi membrane. NCBI's taxonomy places the organism in Eukaryota, Viridiplantae, Chlorophyta, Trebouxiophyceae, Coccomyxaceae. Gene Ontology annotation, biological process: intra-Golgi vesicle-mediated transport. The transcript has 9 exons. The record is from RefSeq and is a predicted model, not a curated record.
AUGUGCAGGCGAGCAGAGGAGGCCACCAAGGCGUACUGCGAGCUGGCAGGCGUGCUGUCGCAGGCUCCAGAUCCUCUGCCAUUCCUGCAUGCGCUGCAGCCAUUGCAGAAGAGUCUGGCAGAGGUGCAGCGAGAGAACAAACGACUGCAACUGUACGGCCAGGCAGCUGAGAGCGAGGCCAGCAGCGCCAGUGAGGCGGUUCUCAAGAAUCGAGAAUUGGAGAGACAGGUUGCUGAGCUCCAGGCAGAGCUCAAGGAGAAGGCCGAGAAGGACAGCCAGCUCCAACAAAAUGUGAGCAAGGUGGAGGACUUGAAGCGGGAGGCAGACCAACAGCGGCAGGAAUCUGAGCAGCAGAUCAAAAGGCUGCGAGAGGAUAUGGCCUUACUCCAGGAGGCGGAGUCGAGCCAUGCGGAGGAGAUGGGAUUGGCGCAAGUGGAGCUGCAGCGGGCGGUGCAGCAGUGCGCGGCGCUGCAGGCUGAUCUGGAUUCGCGCGCGGCCCCCGAUGAGGUGGCGGCCCUGCACGCACGCAUCGAGACACUGCGCCACCUCGUGGACGUCCACGAGGAAACCGAGGGAGAGGAGCCGGAGACAAGUGGCCAUGCAACAUCAUCUGCCUCCGCUGCAUCCUUGCAUGCCAUCUUGCAGGCGCGCAAUCGACGGCUGGCGGCGGAUCUGCAGUCGCUGCAGCAGCAGCUGAAGGCCAAGGACGACGCGAUGGGGCAGAUGCAGGAUCGGCUGGCCGGCCUGCAGCAGGAAGCGCGGCACAAGGCCGCGCUCGUGCAGAGCCUGGAGAGGGACCUCCUGCAAGCCUCCCAGAAUGUGGGGAGCACCGUCGAUGGCAGCCGGCCCGCAUCUGCAGGGCAUGCCGAGAAUGGCGAGGAGGCGUCAGGGCAUCAUGCCAGCGGAGCACCAUCUUCAUCCCUGCUCAGCAUCAUCACCAGCCAGCGGGACCGCUUCAGGGGAAGGGUGGAGCAGCUGGAGGGUGAGAUGGCUGGGAUGAGGGGCCAGCUGGCGGCGGCGCGCUCGGACCUGGCGGGCGCUCGCGCGGACAGCGUGAAGCUGUACGAGAAGAUCCGCUACCUGCAGCGCUUCUCCGCCAAGCACUCCGCCUCCGACGGGUUCCAGGUUGUCCAGGUUGACAGCGAGGGCGUGGCACACCCCAAGGCCUCGCAGCAGCACCGCCUGCAGUGCGGCCCGGUGCACAUCGACUUGGGCGGCAGUGGGUCGCCGGAGCGGGAUGCGCGGCCGCAGGUGGGGCCGUCUGCAUCCCCGUCACAGCUGCGCGCGCGGCCGGCCCGGCAGCGCAGCGCCUGCUUCGGCUUUGUUGAGGCCGAUGACGAGGAAGCUGUGCACUCGGCCGCCGAGCAGCGCUACCUGAAGGCGUACGAGGCGCGAUUUAACCCAUUUGCUGAGUUCCAGCAGAGCGAGGAGGUCAGCCGUGUGAAGUCGCUGCCGGUCCAUGACAGAGCCAUCCUGUCAGGAACAAGGUUGCUGUUGCAGAAUAAGGUUGGGCGCAUUUUUGCGGCGGUCUACCUAACAGUGAUUCAUGUAUUUGUUUUUGUACUGAUUUACUAUGCGGCUUUAUCAAGUCAGCCGGUUGUAGCACCCAUUGCAAGUCAAGCUGCAUCUGCAGACGUAUAUGCUUCAUGA